AUGGAAACAGAGCGUCUCCGUCCAGCUGCCGCCGCCGGCAGCUACCAAGACGAAGAGAACAACUCAGCCUUCUCCGCCUGCAACUGCUUCGGCUCCUUAUUCUCGAGAUGGGGGAGCAAAACCGCCAGCAACGAAAGCAACAGCUACCUUCUGAUGCAAAACAGGGGAGGAAUGAAAACAGGGGAAGGCGAAAACCAGCAGCAGAAAACAGAGCCGCCGUCGCCGUCGUCGUGGGUCAUGAGCCAGGUGAAGAAAUUGAAGGAGGUUUCGGAGAUGGUUGCGGGGCCUAAGUGGAAGAACUUCAUUAGAAAAAAACAGAGGAGGAAUCAGAAGUUCAAUUACAAUGCAGAGAGCUACGCCCUCAACUUCGAUUGCGGGUUGGAGGAGGAGGAGUACGAUUACGUUCCUGGCUUUUCACAGAGGUUCUCCGCCGCCGCCGCGGCGGUUCCGGUGGAUAACAGGAAUCGUGAAGCUUUUGGGUUGUGA
Messenger RNA from Linum tenue, 486 nucleotides. NCBI's taxonomy places the organism in Eukaryota, Viridiplantae, Streptophyta, Magnoliopsida, Malpighiales, Linaceae. The record is from the annotation of a GenBank genome assembly.